AUGUCUACUCGAAACAACCAGACUGUCGACGCCACCGGCCACCAACCCUUCCACCCCAACCAUCCUCGCGAAGACUUUACAGCCGAGAAAUGGCACAAACCCGGCGUCCUAGCCUCCGAGACCGACAAAGCAGACGAAUUCCACGCCCAAACACUGCCACCGGGAACAGCACCAGCAGGAAGCUCCUACCAACCAAACCCCAUCAACGAAGUGCCCGGCCAAGCCAACAACGACGACGUCCUCCGCGCCCACGGCAAGGAGAGGACAUACACAAACCCUCUCACCACAUACCCCGGCGCCACAUCAAAGGAUGUCGAUAACAGUUUCGGGAAACCAGCCAUGUCGCAGACGAGUAACGAGCAGAGACACGCUGGCGCUGAGCAUCAUCGGAAGCAUCACGGUGCUGGUCUAGAGGGUGUUGGUGCCAAUGCGGAGCCGCAGCAGGAUAGGCAAAAGGUUGAUCCGAGGUAUAAUCCUGGUCAGAGGGCGUUGGAUCGUGAGGAGGCUGUACCUGGGACCAGGGGGGGUAGGGGUAUUGCUGGAGCGGAGGAGUUGCCGCCUCAAACUGCGGAGAGUGUUGCGAGGGAGCGUUAA
This is a messenger RNA of Talaromyces stipitatus ATCC 10500, 594 nucleotides long. RefSeq lists its product as uncharacterized. The record is from RefSeq and is a predicted model, not a curated record. NCBI's taxonomy places the organism in Eukaryota, Fungi, Ascomycota, Eurotiomycetes, Eurotiales, Trichocomaceae. Bases 1 to 594 code for a protein of 197 amino acids. The transcript has 2 exons.